Messenger RNA from Mesorhabditis spiculigera, 1194 nucleotides. The record is from the annotation of a GenBank genome assembly. NCBI's taxonomy places the organism in Eukaryota, Metazoa, Nematoda, Chromadorea, Rhabditida, Rhabditidae.
AUGCGAAUACGACAUCGUCGCGACUGCAACUCAAGAUACAGGGAGAUGGACGAAACGCCUAUUUCUUCACGGCCCGGUCAGAUACAAUAUGCAGACUAUUUCUCUGUGCAUUACCCGAACCCAGUGCAAUUGCAAUCUAUAUAUAGUUUUCGGGUCGGAGAUUCUUCACGGAAGAUGUAUCUGACGUUGACUAUCCUGGUGCUAAAUGGUUACCAAUUGGUGUUGACCGACAACAAACCCUUCGGUUCACCGUAUAACGACAGCAUCGAAUUCGCAAACGCUUCUGCGACGGUCUACUGUGCGAGUAAUCUGGAGAAUAUCUGGCUGAGCAGCGAUCAGUCCAAACUGGGGCAUGCAAUGGCACGGGUCGAAAUGUGGCCUGAGAGCCCGGGAAUUGAUUGCGUUUGUCUGAAGGGAAACGCAUCGCCAGUGGCUACAUCAACUAUCAAAAAUGAUGGAUAUUCGCUGCACGCGGGCGCAAACGAGCCAUUCAUCUUGAGCCGACAACUGCCCUCUGUGACGAACAUGACGAUCGGCGCGGAUUGCGAAACUGAUUGCCGACUUCGGAUCGUCAUCGGACUUUCCUGCUACCUGCCAACUAGUUCCGAAGAUGACAGGGUGCCUUUAAUGAUUAACGGCACGUUUGUGUUGGCCGAUUCGUGCACGCCACCAGAGCUCUACGUCCAUUCUCCAUUUGAAGGAGUUAUGCAGUCGAUGACAAAUAUUGGCUCGGGCGCCGUCCAUACAUUUGUCGCUGAUGCCCUUUACCAUGUUGUUUUAUUCAGAACGAUUCAGCCAUCAGUGGAUACGGGUGGCUAUAUCGAAGGGUACACAGGUAGUAUCGACCCCGAGGGAGACAAAACGCGUUUAGUCGACACGUUCGAAAUGGACGGCCGCACACUCAUUUCUCCAGUUAAAUGGAGCGACCGUGUCGCUACGCUUUGGUUCGUCAACGGAACGUUCGAUCUUGCAUUCAAGAGCCUUCAUGAGCUGCACAAUGUUGAUUCGAAUGUGAGUUCUGUGGCUGGAUCCGGCGUCUACGACACGCUGUAUGCCGAUGAGCUGAGCUACGGGCACCCGGCCGAUAACAUAGUCGAUGGCUCUUUUGAAUGGACUUACAACAAUACUGACCUACUGGGGCGCCGCCGUGACGAACGCGAGGAUGCGAACGCGUUUGGAAUGGCAUCACCAAGA